Messenger RNA from Oryza sativa Japonica Group (Japanese rice), 1773 nucleotides. RefSeq lists its product as uncharacterized. The record is from RefSeq and is a predicted model, not a curated record. NCBI's taxonomy places the organism in Eukaryota, Viridiplantae, Streptophyta, Magnoliopsida, Poales, Poaceae.
CACCACAUCUCCCCCAAUUUUCCCAGCCGCGAACUCCUCCGAGUUGGUUGGCCUACGCGCCUAGCCAGCUAGCGACAAUGGCCGCGUCCGCCGCCGCCGUGGCAUCCACCGCGCCGCCGCAGCCGCUGCGGCCGCGCCGGGGGAUAGCCGUGCCGUCGUCAUACUCACACCGCGCGGCGACGCGGCCGCGCCUCGCCGUCUCGGCGUCCUCCACCACCACCGGCACCACCGAGACGACGAGCGAACGCGGCGGUGCCGAGCGGUUCUACUUCAACUUCACCGGGUUCCCCUUCCCGCUCGGGCCGUUCCUCAACCGCCGCACCAUCCGCACCGAGGCGGUGAAGGGGAGGAUAUGGCUGUUCGAGCAGGAGCAGGCACUGGGGUUCAGCAGCGUCUCCACCAACACCCGCAUGACCGUCAUCAAGCUCAAGUCCGGCGGCCUCUGGGUGCACGCCCCCAUCGCGCCGACCAAGGAGUGCAUCCAGCUUCUCAAGGAGCUCGACGCGCCGGUGGAGCACAUCGUGCUGCCGACCUUCGCCUACGAGCACAAGGUCUUCUUCGGGCCAUUCACCAGGAAAUUCCCCAGGGCGCAGAUAUGGGUGGCGCCCAGGCAGUGGAGCUGGCCGAUCAACCUGCCGCUGGAGUUCUUCGGGAUCUUCCGGGCCAAGCCCCUCCAAGACGAGGACGACGACACCCCAUGGGCGGGCGAGAUCGAGCAGAAGAUGCUCAGCUCGCCUGAAGUUGGGAUUGGACCCUAUGUGGAGGUGGCAUUCUACCACAAGCCUUCGCGGACAUUGUUGGUGACGGAUGCCGUCAUUUUUGUUCCUCGGCAGCCACCUGAGUGUAUCAGCAAAGAGUCGUUGCUGGCAUCUGCCAAGAACGGCUUGGCAGUGAAGAUUUUGAGCAAAGGAAAAGAGGUCCCAGAUGAACCAGUUGUGGACAAUAAGCUGAACCGUCAGAAAGGAUGGGAGCGAAUGGUACUGCAAAUAUUGUUUCUUGGUCCCUCAAAUCUUCUGGAGCCAAACGCAAGUUUUGCUCAAAUGUCUCAGAAGUUGAUUGUCUCCCCAAUUGUGAAGACACUUGUUUUCAGCAAAGUUCCAGAGAAGGUGAGAGACUGGGUCGACAGGAUCGCUGCAGACUGGCCAUUCAGGAGGAUAAUCCCAGCUCACUUCGCAGCUCCGAUUAACGCGAACCGGUCCGACUUCUUGGCUGCCUUUGCUUUCCUAGAUGAGUUCCUCCCCGAGCGAUCUCCAGCAUCGCCCGGCCUCUCACUCCUCUUUGCCUCGCUCAUGGGCAAGGCGGCGAGCUACUUCCCCCCUGAUGACAUGAAGACCCUGUCAUCCCUGGACGAGUUCUUGGUUUCAGUUGGUGCUGUCAAGAAGACAGUUUCAGGCAGAAAGCGAUGAUACGGAGAGAUACUGGCAGAUGUGUUGUUCAUAGUUUUGUGUUGAGAUGAGCUUGUUGCUGCUGUACAUGGUUAACACUACUAAACUGUACUCCCUCCAUUUCACAAUUUAAGUCAUUCUAGCAUUUCCCACAUUCAUAUUGAAGUUAAUGAAUCUAGACAUAUAUAUCUAUCUAGAUUCAUUAACAUCAAUAUGAAUGUGGAAAAUGCUAAAAUGACUUACAUUGUGAAAUGGAGGAAGUAUGUAGUUAGCCUUUAUCCAGGAUUAUAUUGUAUAUACCUUACUGCAGUCUAUAGAAGAGGCCAAAAUGUUUACAACUCAGCUGAACAUCUGAUGAUUCUCUAUGACUGGGUCUGGGUCUGGUCUA